Plectropomus leopardus (leopard coralgrouper) is the source of this 1792-nucleotide messenger RNA. RefSeq names its product cyclin E2 (gene ccne2). NCBI's taxonomy places the organism in Eukaryota, Metazoa, Chordata, Actinopteri, Perciformes, Serranidae. The record is from RefSeq and is a predicted model, not a curated record.
GGUGUUUACUUUGAAAAACCUCCGCGCGAGCCGGCGUCCGUUAGAAACGCCGGCGAGCUCCGGUGACACGCGGUGAAGAACCCGGUUCAAAGCGUCACGACGCUCCUCACGCGCUGUUUCGCUCAGCGGAGGAGCGGACGGACCGUUUUUUGACCCGCCGGUGUUUCCCGUUUGUCCAAAUCUCGCCCCGAAUUUAAACAUUUAGCGCGUUUCCGUGAACCGGGCAGGAGCAUGCGCAGUGGGCCGCGGCAGGCCGAUGCGGAUAUAAGGAUUGGCGCCGGCGCCACAGCUGAUGCAUUCAUUCAUUCAGCACCGAGGAGCGGAGCCAUAAACACAGUCGACACCAUGUCCAGACGCAGCGGCCGCAUCACUUUGCAAGCCAGAGAUUCAAACACACUCGAGCCGAAUGUCAGAGCCCCGCUGAGGAAAAGGAAAUCAGAGCCCUCCAAGAAAAAACUACAACCUGCUGCAAAGAAACAGAACUAUGAAAUCCAGAAGUGUUGGUCGGAGGACGGAGCGAGUCCGUGCGUCCUCAUCGAAACUCCUCACAAAGAGCUGGAGCCUGCAGACCCGUCCAGCUUCAGGCAGUACAGAUUCAAGAACCUGUUCAUCAAGGCCUCCCCGAUCCCCCGCCUCAGCUGGGCCAGCUCAGACGACGUGUGGAUUAAAAUGCUCAACAAGGAGCUGAAGUACGUCCACGACAAGAGCUACCUGCAGCGGCACCCCAAACUGCAGCCCAAGAUGAGGGCGAUCCUGCUGGACUGGCUGCUGGAGGUGUGUGAGGUGUACUCCCUUCACCGGCAGACGGCGUACCUCGCUCAGGACUUCUUCGACCGCUUCAUGCUGACUCAGGAGAACGUUAACAAAGACUACCUGCAGCUCAUCGGGAUCACCGCGCUCUUCAUCGCCUCCAAGAUAGAGGAAAUCUACCCUCCUAAAAUCUUAGACUUCGCCUACGUCACAGAUGGAGCCUGCGACACGUGUGACAUCCAGCGCACAGAGCUGCACAUACUGAAGGCGCUGAACUGGAAUCUCUGUCCGGAGACGCCCAUCUCCUGGCUGAAGCUGUACGCUCAGGUGGAAGCUCAGACGGACGGAGAAAACUUCCUGGUGCCGCAGUUCUCGCAGGAAACGUACAUCCAGAUCACGCAGCUGUUGGACCUGUGCAUGCUGGAUAUCAACUCGUUGGACUACAGUUACAGCGUUCUCGCUGCGGCUGCGUUCUGCCAUUUCUCCACGUUUGACGUCGUUCACGAAGUCUCAGGCCUGACGUGGGACGGCGUGGCGCCUUGUGUCCGGUGGAUGAGUCCCUUCAUGGACGUUCUGCGGUCUGAACCCAAACCUCAACUCAAGAACUUCUCCAAAGUCAAAGCUGACGCCCGACACAACAUCCAGACACACGUGGCUUAUCUGGACCUGCUGAGGAAAGCUCAGGACUGCCGGCUCGACAGCCUUGAAUGUCAGCUGUCGCCCGUCGCCAUGGGAGCGACCCUGACUCCGCCCAGCAGCACAGAGAAACCAGCCAAUCACUGAGCAGGACGCGAGCAGCGAGUACAUGCUACCUCUCCACGCAGUUUGACCUGAAGUAACCUCUCUGACCACAUCAGCUCUGCACCAAACGGGACAAGAUUUUAAGCGACUUUAUGUAGCUCGUCUUUAUUUUAAUUUUUUUAAACACUAAAUCUGAUUCCUGUCAAGCAUUUUUUCCAAAAACUUCAUUCAGGUUGUCAGGAGUUGCAGCUCUUUUUUUUUAAUGGUUUAGGCUGUGUUGUGAAGAAGCAGCUGUGACAGC